AUGAUAAAUUGACCCAACAGCGAAACUUGAAUUUAAAGAGAGCACCAACACUGUGGAACGCGAAUUUCCCAAAUAUUGGGGACGCAUUUUUCAUUGUGAAACUUUUGAAAAGCAAGCUGGAUGAUUUCAAACGCAAAACAGUGUCGACCUUAUGAGGGGAAACAUAAUUAGUAGUCUAACACAAGCUCAAGACAUUCCGCGUCGAUCACUGUGUAACUAUCCAAACCCAAAAUCCCAAUGGGUUGACAGGUGCUGAUACUCUCCCCAAAUUACCCCUCCUCAUUCAACUACCUGGGCGGAGCGAGUCUCAAUCCUAACGGUCAAUCGUAGAAAUGUCACAGCCGACGUUGUUGCUAAUGCCAAGUUAGGGAUUCGUACCAGCCAGAUCGAUCCAUACAGGGAAACAGAAAAUUGGCCAGUUCAAAAUCGAUUGAACACGAAUAUCCACGCUAGCCUGGUCAUCAAGAUCACUUAGUGUAAUGGUUACCAAAAACAAGGUUCCUUCGCCUCAUCAAAGUCGAAUCGACUAUUUCCAAAGUCAUUGCGGAGGCAGAAUAUGCGCCAGGUAUUGGCAUACGGAUGCAGGUCCACCCUACGCAUUGGUCUUCAUCUGUCAUGGUGUCAGUGAGCAUUCGGGCGUUUACGAGGAGUUGGGACAAAAGUUUGCCGCCAAGCGCAUCCUCGCCUUCAGUCACGACCACAAAGGUCAUGGAAGGAGCCAUGGAAUCCGACUCAUGGCCGCUUCGAUCGACGACUACAUCCCCGAUAUCUUGGAUCAUAUCAAGAUACUUCGCAAGACUCACGAUUCGAUUCCGCUUUUCAUUGUGGCUCAUUCAAUGGGCGGGAUGAUUGCAAUCCGGAUGAUGAUCAAAUUUCCAGAUGUCUUCCAAGGGGUGGUCUUGGUUGGUCCUGCCAUUAUUCCUGGACCCCAGCUUGGACCAUUCGAUCUUCGACAGUCACUGAUAUGCUCCUUGCCAUUUAAAUUAGUAUUUGGCGUGUUGGACUGGAUCGACUCAGAGAUGCCCCUGGGUGCCUUUCACCCAGAUAUGAUAACCAGAGACAAGGAAGCGCAAGAAGAACUAAAACAUGAUGUACUGCGUUAUAACUUCGGGCCCAAGGUGCGCAUUCUCCGAACGCUAAUCCACGGAUUUUCAGACAAUCUGAGCCAGUUAAACCAAGUGAACACGCCUUUCUUGAUUCUUCACGGUGACUGCGACUUCUUGUGCAACGUCAGAGGGUCCCGGUUGUUGCUCAAAGAGUCUUGCUCUAAGGAUAAGGCCCUCAUUGAGUUCGAAGGUGCCACCCACAACCUUUAUAUCGAAACCCCCGAUGUUCGCCAACUCGCUUUCUCUCGCACUGUCGAUUGGGUCUUGCAGCGGGUGCCUUUCAAAUGGAACCAUCAUGGGCAACCUUUGCCGGAAUAAACGAGGUUGCGAGAGAUCAAGACCCUCAGUUGAGUGCAAAAUCAUUGUCCAGAAUAAAAGCUCGUUUCGACAUUGAGUUGUUAA
Messenger RNA from Tigriopus californicus, 1508 nucleotides. RefSeq names its product monoglyceride lipase-like. Bases 480 to 1424 code for a protein of 314 amino acids. Gene Ontology annotation, cellular component: membrane. Lineage: Eukaryota; Metazoa; Arthropoda; Copepoda; Harpacticoida; Harpacticidae. Gene Ontology annotation, molecular function: lipase activity. The transcript is spliced from 3 exons. The record is from RefSeq and is a predicted model, not a curated record.